AUGUCAAUAUCUCUGCAUUCAUUCAUGCUCACCCCCUUCUACCCACAUCUGUCCUUUGCUUCUUUCCCCGAUCAGGAUGAACUCCUAACGACCAUUCUCUCAGUGGUCGCUGAACGUGCCUCAACUCCCCAAGACUUUCUCUCCUGUCGCCUCGCUUCGUCCUACCUUCGCCGCAUCUCGCUCCUCCCGGAAAUCCUCGCCGUGUUACCACCUCCCGCUCUAGCUUGUCCAGCGAAAAACUACACGCUCGCCUAUCGCUCGUUCCUCUCAGCAUGCGCAGCGGCGGGAAACGCGGAGGCUGCGUUUCUCCUCGGCAUGGUUGAGUUUUAUUGCUUGGAGCGAGUGGCGAGCGGCAUGAAGCGGCUUGUGCAGGCAGCAAAGACAGGCCACGCAGCCGCGUUACACAGCCUGUCAGUCAUCCAUUUCAACGGUAGCGGAUUGCCUGCAAGCGGAGCGGAGGGAAGUGGUGCAGCGGAGGGAGGUGGCGCAGCGGAGGGGGACUCAGGAAGGCGGAAGCCGCGGGGGAACCGGAAGGUCGGGAUGGGGAUGUUGCUGUGUGUGGCGGCGGCUAAAGCGGGUCACCCAGAUGCGCUGCGGGAAUUAGGGCUGUGUUUGCAGGAUGGAUUUGGAAUCAAGCGGAGUGUCGCCCAGGGGAGGCUGCUUCUGGUGGAGGCGAACCUGCGGGAGCUGGCUAAUAGCGGGGAUAAAAUGGCGGCAGCAAUGGGUGGGGUCUCAUGUUCCGGGAUUGUGAGAAAGAAACAGGAGCGAACUCUACUAGAGAACAAUACUCAAGUCCCAGUUGGCGAUAGGGACUCUGAUUGUGGAGAAGCAGAAGUAGCAAGAACGCUGGGAAGUUCUAACCUUCAAGGAUGCGCUAAGCACCAAGGCGCGAACCUGUCACUCGGAACAGAUGCAGCAGCCAUGGAAACCCUACUUCAGCAUACCUCUUGCCUGCUGUCAAAAGCUGGCCGUGCGACUGCAAGACGUGUGACUGUAGCGGAAGGAGAGAAGCAGGAGGCGCUGGGAAUUACUGAUGAGGAGAGGCUGCUAGCUCGAGCCGUCUUGGCAGAUGGCGGAAUCUUCGGCUGCUGCACGCGCGAAGAGAAAAGCGUCUCGUUGGAGCCUCCGCCGAUUCCGCCUGCAAAUCAGUUUCUCGUGGAAUGGAUGGCAUUGCAUGGACAGCGGUUUCAAGACAGCGGGAGGCAUGUGUGCGGUAACGCACGGUGUGGAAGGGUUGAAUUGCGAAAAGGAGAUGCGUCGCUCACUGUCCCCAUGUCUCACGAUCCAAGGUACCCUUACGGAUAUCCACCUCCAGCCGGCUACCCAUCACCAGCCGGCUACCCGCCAGCACCGUACCCUCCCGCGCCCGGCUAUCCACCCCCUCCGGCCGGCUGCCCGCCUCCUCCCGCCGGUUAUCCGCCUCCCCCGGGCUACUACCCUCCGCCGCCGGCAGGCUACUAUCCGCCACCCCCGCACUACCAUCAUGGCGCGGUGGCUCAUCACAGCCUCGGCCAUGCCUUGGCGCAUGGCGUAGCUCACACGAUGCACCUCUUUGGAAAGAGGAAGCACAAAGGUCAUUUCGGAUGGGGGAAGCACAAGGGGUACCACCACCACCAUCACCACCAUGGUCACCACGGACAUCAUUACGGAAAGUGGAAGUAA
Closterium sp. Yama58-4 is the source of this 1662-nucleotide messenger RNA. The record is from the annotation of a GenBank genome assembly. NCBI's taxonomy places the organism in Eukaryota, Viridiplantae, Streptophyta, Zygnematophyceae, Desmidiales, Closteriaceae.